Molecule: messenger RNA, 1102 nt
Organism: Xenopus laevis (African clawed frog)
Lineage: Eukaryota; Metazoa; Chordata; Amphibia; Anura; Pipidae
Gene: reep4.L
Product: receptor accessory protein 4 L homeolog
Exons: 8
Coding region: 148-933 (261 amino acids)
Biological process (GO): endoplasmic reticulum tubular network organization
Cellular component (GO): endoplasmic reticulum tubular network; cytoplasmic microtubule; endoplasmic reticulum membrane
Molecular function (GO): microtubule binding
Source: RefSeq, a predicted model, not a curated record
CAAACAGUAAAGCGGGGAGGAGCCUCAGCGGAUAGCGAGCCCAUUGCCUACAAGUUGUUUUUUUCAAAAGUUUGAGCAGAGGACCCCGCCCACAGGAAGCGGAAGCGAGAGAGCAGGUUGGCAGAGAGUCAGUCAGUGUCAGUGAGGAUGGUGUCCUGGAUCAUCUCCCGGGCUGUGGUGCUCGUCUUUGGCUUGCUGUAUCCUGCGUAUGCCUCGUACAAAGCUGUGAAGACAAAGAAUGUUCGGGAAUAUGUGCGCUGGAUGAUGUAUUGGAUCGUAUUUGCUCUCUUUAUGACAGUAGAAACAUUUACUGACAUUUUUAUUGCCUGGUUCCCCUUUUACUACGAGAUUAAGAUGGCCUUUGUGAUAUGGCUUUUGUCUCCGUACACAAGAGGAGCCAGCCUUCUGUAUCGGAAGUGUAUUCACCCUACUCUGUCCUUAAAGGAGAAGGAAAUAGAUUCUUACAUUAUACAGGCAAAAGAACGAAGUUACGAGUCCUUUGUCAACAUCGGACGCAAAGGUUUAAACAUAGCAGCCAGUGCAGCAGUGCAAGCAGCUACCAAGGGUCAGGGAGCAUUAGUGGGGAGGCUGCGGAGUUUCAGUAUGCAGGAUUUGCGCGCUCUUCCUGAUGACACACCUAUACACUACAGAGAUGCUCUGUAUCCUGAUGCGCCGGAACUGCACCGGAGGCCAAUUGGAUAUCCGACCACCUCUCAAGCUGAUAGUGACUCAAUGGAUGAACGGUGGUCAGAUUCUGAAAUGGUUGAAACAAGGACGGCAGCGAGGACAAGGGGAGGCAUGCCAUCGAAAUCUCUGCAGAGGAGCCAGAGCCUGCGGGUUUCCAAGAAGAAGGGGCUGAGUCGAGAGGUCUCUACGAAAACAGCCAAACCCAGAGCAAAGAAAAAGCCGGCACAAUCAGAAGCUGAAAUCUAACCUGGGGUUUCAUUGAGUGACUGAGGGAAUCUCGCUGUGACUCUUAUAUGGAGCAAAAACACUGAAUUUAUGGAUGUUCCCACCAAGCAUGACAUCUGAGGGGCAGGAUUCAUUGCACUCUGCCAUGGAAACAACAUGCUUGUGGAUGUGUGUGAGUGUGUAUAUAUGU